GGCUAACGAGAAACUGAAGGGGGGCUAACGAGAAACUGAAGAGGGGCUAACGAGAAACUGAAGAGGGGCUAACGAGAAACUGAAGAGGGGCUAACGAGAGACCAAUGUGUGACCAACAACAAGGAUCAAAUUGGGGACUGAUGAUGGACUAUAACGAGGAUAAACCGAUGGACUAACGAGGCAUGGGAGAACCGCGGAGGGAAGUUGACUUUACAGAUUAUUUAGAGUUUGGCUCUCCCCGUCACGCUCUCAUCUCUCUCUUUGGAUUCUUAUAUCCGUGAUUUAAAUCGGAGUGGUCGGUUUUAUUAAGAUAAUUAGUGUUUAUGGAACAGAAGUCACCAAAUCCCGGCAGAAACUUGUAGAAUAAUAAUGUCACACAAUUUGUGGGGAACCUUUAUUGGCACUAAGUAAAGUCAAACAGUACUGUCCCCGAGUUUGUCUUUCAUUAAAUUAAAACACUCAGACUCAGCGGGGUGUGCAGGGGAGUCUUGACUUACGUAGAGAAACUGGAGCUGCCGGCUCUGCUUUCAGAUCAAAGCUGAGGACGUGACGAGGACAAAGUCCAGCGGUUAUCAGCUCUGUGGAACAGGGACUCAGAGGUGAGGAGAGCAGGUAGAGCGUUGCAUAAAGAGCGGAUUAAACACACAGCUGGCUUCUCUCUGAGAAGAUGUAACUCUGACUCGUCGGGGGGGUCGUGGAGCUGAGCCCCCUUCCUCUGGAGGCCUCACAGUGACCCUGUUUCUCACGCUGUUCGUGGGGAUGUUCGUUUUAUGCACCCUGGCUGUCCUCACCCUGCAUGGCCUCCUCCGGCGCUGGAACCACAGGGAGGUGGAGCCCGGGGAGCUGAGUGGGGGGGAGGCAGGGUCUCUGGGGAAGAAGAGACCUAGGAUCUGCAGGAGAGGAGGAAGAGCAGGAAGAGGAGGAGGUAACGACAGCAGGAGGCCAGGGCAGCCGGUGCCGCGGUCCUGCGCUCUGCUCAGCCCGGCGGCCAUGUUCAGCACCAGAAAGACCUGGGACCUCGGCCACGCCCCCUGCCUGGAGCUCUGGAAGAAAGACAUCUCAUUGGACGCGAGCUCUCUGGACUUCCUGAUGAGUGAUGGUGAAGACGACGCCUCCUUCCUGUCUCUGCCCAGCCUCUCGCACCGCCCCUCUCUGAGUGCAGAGCUGAGCGAAACAAGCGUACCCAGCCAGCAGUUGCUCAUACAGAGGGUCACCUGGUCCUGCUGCUGGACUCCUGCCAACACUCUACAGGACAAAGUGUGUGAGUUUCAGGCUCGUCUUCGCUCUGAGGAAGUCUCUCGUCACCUCCUGCUCCAGCAGCUGCAGCAGCAGAGCGAUCAGGAGAAGACGAACGUUCAGGAGCCGCCGGAGGAGCGGCCGCAACCCCCGCCCAACGGUGUGAGGGUGUUGCCUGGUGAACAACCGUCAGAUUGUUCCAGAAGUCCAGAAGAAGGGCAGCUCGUUACACGGCUGCAAAAAAAGGUGGAGGAGCUGGAGGAGAAGCUGGUGGAUCAGACCCAGGAGGUGGAGAGACUUCGCUCUGAGCUGGGGGCGACAGACCUGGAGAAGCAGCUGGAGCUGCUGGUGGUGGAGAACCAGCGUCUGAAGCAGGAGCUCAACUCCUGCAGGAGCCCCCACUGCGCCCACAGUCAGGAUGCGGAGUCUCUGCGGAGGGAGGUGUCCCGCUGGGAGAGCCAGGCCCGGCAGAGGGAGCGCCGGCUGGCCGAGCUGGAGCGGGAGCUGCUGGAGAAGAGUUCCAGGGUGGAGAGCCUCCGCCGACAGCUGGACGACUCCACCCGGCAGCUGGAGGACUCCACCCGGCUGCAGGAGGAGGCCAGGAGGAGGCAGCAGGAGACCGAGCAGAAACUCUGUCUCCGGCUGCAAGAGUGUGAGGAGGAGCUCUGCAGACAGGCAGCCACGCCCCCCAGGGUCAAGCUGGUGACGCAGACGGUGGAGGUGGAGUCUGCGGAGUCCCAGCAGGCGCUGCUGGAGCUGCAGAAGAAGAGCUUCGGGCUGCAGGAGCAGCUCGGCCUGCAGAGGGCGCUGCUGAGGGAGCUGGAGACGCAGCUGCACGACUCACAGAGGACCUGCGCCCAGCUGCGCACACAGAUGAUCUCUGAUCACCAACGUCUCGGUGACUUCCUCUCCGGCGGCGACGAGGCGGUUUGCACACCGCCUAAGAUCCUGGUGUACGAGGGGGAGAUGGAGCGCGCUCAGGGUCAGCUGGAGGUGGAGAUGCAGAAUCUGGAGGAGGAGAAGAACCGGGUCAUCGAGGAGGCGUUCAUCCGGGCCGAGAGCGAGAUGAAGGCCGUGCACGAGAACCUGGCCGGGGUCCGGAUGAACCUGCUGAGUCUGCAGCCGGCGCUCCGGACCCUCACCUCGGACUACAACAGUCUGAAGAGGCAGGUGCAGGAGUUCCCCUUCAUGCUGGAGAAGGCCAUCAGCGAGGCCAAGCAGGAGAUCUGCCAGGUGAUCAGCGAUGUGAGCAGCACCAACGAGGAGCUGCUGCGGAAAUACAAACGAGAGAUGAACCUGAGGAAGAAGUGCCACAACGAGCUGGUGCGGCUCAAAGGUAACAUCCGGGUGUUCUGCCGGGUGCGUCCGGUCAGUCAGGAGGAGCAGGACUCCGCCGACUCCAAGACGAUGCUGAGCUUCGACUCGGAGGACGACGCCGUGCUCUACCUCUGCAGCAAGGGCAAGACCAUGACCUUCGACCUGGACAAGGUGUUCGCUCCGCACGCCACGCAGGAGGAGGUGUUCCAGGAGGUCCAGUCUCUGGUCACUUCCUGCAUCGAUGGCUUUAACGUCUGCAUCUUCGCCUACGGGCAGACGGGCUCGGGGAAGACCUACACCAUGGAGGGGGCGGGGGAUAACCCCGGCAUCAACCAGCGCGCUCUCCGCCUGCUCUUCUCCGAGGUGACGGAGAAAGCUCCGGACUGGGACUACAAGAUCUCCGUCAGCAUGGUGGAGAUCUACAACGAGACGCUGCGGAACCUGCUGGGGGAGAACCCCUCCGAUAAGUUGGACAUUAAGUUGAAUCCUGACGGCAGCGGACAGCUUUACGUCCCCGGUCUGACCGAGUUCACCGUCCAGAGCCCCGAGGACAUCAACCAGGUGUUUGAGCUGGGUCACAUGAACAGAGCGACGGCCUGCACCAACCUGAACGAACACAGCUCUCGCUCCCACGCUCUGCUCAUCAUCACCGUGUCGGGAUUCAACGCCGCUACUGGGAACCGCACACUGGGAAAGCUGAACCUGGUGGACCUGGCGGGCUCGGAGCGGAUCGGUAAGUCUGGCGCUGAGGGCAGCCGCCUGCGGGAGGCGCAGUGCAUCAACAAAUCACUGUCGGCUCUCGGUGACGUCAUCAACGCUCUGCGAGGCAAACACUCCCACGUCCCCUUCAGGAACUCCCGCCUCACUUACCUGCUGCAGGACUCUCUGAACGGAGACAGCAAGACCCUGAUGAUGGUGCAGGUGUCUCCGCUGCCCGUGAACGUGAGCGAGUCGGUCUGCUCGCUGAAGUUCGCUCAGCGCGUUCGCAGCGUGGAGCUCAGCGCCUCGUCCUCCAGGAAACACGAGAACUCGUCCACCUCGUCCUCGCCGACGCACGACAGCGUCGAGCUGGACUCCCCCCCGGUGACCCCCCUCCCACUCCCCAUCUCUCGGGCGAGCAGCGCUGGCUCCUCCCUCUCUCUCUCCUCCAACUCCAGAACUCCCAGCAGCUCCAGGAGGAGAUCCCAGUCCCAGCUGUCUGCAGACAGGCAGGUAGACAGAGCCAGCCCAUUGGUGGGGGACGGUGGGCAGGACGACUGAAGAUGACGGCGUAAGGAACCCGGUGGCGGUGCCGUUAGACGCUCGGUUCUCCAUGAUUCCCUCUUCAGCCACGGGAGGCAGGAGCUGAGACUGCUGGGACCUUCACGGGUUGAUCCCAACAUGGCCUGGCGCUAAACGUUUUUUCUUGCCGUGUUGAUGGACAUCUCAAAGCUCUCGCUCCUCCCGUCUGGACUGAUUCUCUGAUGAUCCCGACAGUAUACGCUUUCCAAUCUCAGUAUUUCUCUAUCGUUUCUUUGUAAAGUCGCACUUUAAAUUUUGAGAUUAUUUUCUAACCCACAGUUCCAGAUGUGGUUGAUUUAUAAUAUAUGCAUAAUAUGGUUAUGUAUUUAUGUUUGACUCGCUUUAAUCUUGUUUUAUUUAGGGAUUUUUUUGCCCUCUUUGAUUGAAGAUGUGGACCCCGUGAUGAGGGGUUAAUUUGAACAUUCUGAGAUGAAAGCGCUUCCUUUCUUUUACUCUCAGGAUGUAUAAAUGAACCUUUCAUCACGUAUUUAUCGCCUUCUGUAGUUUUCUAACGAAGGCUUUGUGUCCUUUAUCCAAUCAGGGUGCUCCACACAUUUUACAUUCUUCAUGCUAACGAGGCUUAGUCUUCCUAAAGCUUGCCGAACAAAAAGUAAAAUCUUUACUUUGUUUCUCGUUAAGCUCCGGCUGAGUCACCUCUGUUAGAAAACAACCGUAGGAAACCACAGGUGACCUUUGACCUGGGACAGGUGUGUAGCUGGAGCCAGUAGUUAGCCGUAGUCGUAGUGAACAGGAAAUGCUAAAAGGCGCUGAGCUGCUGUGUCGUUGAUGAACAUGUCUGCUUGCUUUGUCUCUACAUCUCUACGCUGUUGUUUUUGUAUUCCCUUUUUAAAUAAAGAUCAUCCAAAACAAACA
Molecule: messenger RNA, 4707 nt
Organism: Eleginops maclovinus (Patagonian blennie)
Lineage: Eukaryota; Metazoa; Chordata; Actinopteri; Perciformes; Eleginopidae
Gene: kifc3
Product: kinesin family member C3
Exons: 24
Coding region: 760-3813 (1017 amino acids)
Biological process (GO): microtubule-based movement
Cellular component (GO): microtubule cytoskeleton
Molecular function (GO): ATP binding; microtubule binding; microtubule motor activity
Source: RefSeq, a predicted model, not a curated record